AUGGAGAUUGGGUCUGGCUUUGAUCAAGCAGUCAACAACACACGAGUCAACAACACACGAGUCAACAACACACGAGUCAACAACACACGAGUCAACAACACACGAGUCAACAACACACGAGUCAACAACACACGAGUCAACAACACACGAGUCAUCAACACACGAGUCAACAACACACGAGUCAACAACACACGAGUCAACAACACACGAGUCAACAACACACGAGUCAACAACACACGAGUCAUCAACACACGAGUCAACAACACACGAGUCAUCAACACACGAGUCAACAACACACGAGUCAUCAACACACGAGUCAACAACACACGAGUCAACAACACACGAGUCAACAACACACGAGUCAACAGCACACGAGUCAACAACACACGAGUCAUCAACACACGAGUCAUCAACACACGAGUCAACAACACACGAGUCAACAACACACGAGUCAACAACACACGAGUCAUCAACACACGAGUCAACAACACACGAGUCAACAACACACGAGUCAUCAACACACGAGUCAACAACACACGAGUCAACAACACACGAGUCAACAACACACGAGUCAUCAACACACGAGUCAACAACACACGAGUCAACAACACACGAGUCAUCAACACACGAGUCAACAACACACGAGUCAACAACACACGAGUCAACAACACACGAGUCAACAACACACGAGUCAACAACACACGAGUCAACAACACACGAGUCAACAACACACGAGUCAACAACACACGAGUCAACAACACACGAGUCAACAACACACGAGUCAUCAACACACGAGUCAACAACACACGAGUCAACAACACACGAGUCAACAACACACGAGUCAACAACACACGAGUCAACAACACACGAGUCAUCAACACACGAGUCAUCAACACACGAGUCAACAACACACGAGUCAACAACACACGAGUCAACAACACACGAGUCAACAACACACGAGUCAACAACACACGAGUCAACAACACACGAGUCAUCAACACACGAGUCAUCAACACACGAGUCAACAACACACGAGUCAACAACACACGAGUCAACAACACACGAGUCAACAACACACGAGUCAACAACACACGAGCCCUCUAUUGUUUCUGA
Molecule: messenger RNA, 1113 nt
Organism: Physella acuta
Lineage: Eukaryota; Metazoa; Mollusca; Gastropoda; Physidae
Source: RefSeq, a predicted model, not a curated record